CUCCCGCAUGUGGAAGGUCCUCCCGCACUGUGAGCGGUGCUGUGCCGGUGCCUGUUUUUUUUUAUUGCCUGUUGUUACAGUUAAAAAAAUUUCCAUCUCAAUUUCAGACAGUAUUGACGCAGCAUCAGCAGCUUCAUGACUGGGACAAUGUGCCGGGGUUUGGUCAGUUCCUGAUGGCCCGUGUCGUACAAUAGCAGGCAGGUAUACACCGCCGACAAGAGUUUCACCGUCACUGAGUCUGUGUGUGACCUGGGAGAUGGAGAGGCAGAGCACAGGGGAGAAGCAGGCAGGGAAGAACAGAACUGUGGCCUCCAUCGCUCCUGCCACAUCAGCUGCCGUCACCAUGGCAACAGUCAGCUCCAGUAGCACCACGUGCACCCAGGCGCCCUCAGCCUCCCUCAGUGUCCUGCCGUCCGAGAGGCAGGCUGUGCAGGUGAUCCAGCACGCCAUCCACAGACCUCAGAGCAUGGCAGCUCAGUACCUGCAUCAGAUGUACGCAGCCCAGCAGCAGCACCUGAUGCUGCAGACAGCAGCUCUGCACCAGCAGCAGCAGCAGCAGCAACAUAAUCCCCAGCUGCAGAGUCUGGCCACCAUCCAGCAGGGUUCAGUCUGUCAGAGGCAGCCUCCGACAUCAUCCACUGGCAGUUUGGUUCAAGCCGCUGGUGUUUCUUCAAACUCAAUCACUUUGCCAACAUCUCCAGUGUCGGCACAGCUGAUCGGCCGCACCCACACAUCCAACUCCACUGCUGCUGCCACUACAGUCUCCCAGCAGGCCAUGCUCCUGGGAAACCGACCAGCCAACUGUAAUCAAGCUCAGAUGUACCUCCGAACUCAGAUGCUUAUUCUGACUCCUGCAGCUUCACUGGCUGCAGUUCAGUCAGACCCCCCCGCUCUCACCUCCUGCUCCUCUUUGCCAACCUCCUCUCAGGUGCAGAAUCUGGCUCUGCGCGCUCACUUGCCUGCAGCACUGGCUACAGCUCACAGUGUCAUCUUAAAACCAUCCGCUCAGUCCCAAGCGCUGUCUCCAGCUGCCUCUUUGUCCAAAACAUCACUUUGUGCUUUGAAGGCCAACCAGCUGACCGACGCCUCGAGUGAAGCAGGUCAGCCUGGACCUCAGACUGUAACCACAGCCUAUUCUCCAGUGCAGUGCACCCAUGCUUUGGUCAAGCAACAGCUGACCUGUCCAUCAGGCCAGCAGGUGGCGCACCACCAGCUCAUCCUCCAGCAAGCCACAGCAGGUGCCUUCAACCAUAGACAGCUGCAACCCAUCGCCCUCAGAGUAGCUCCACAGGAAACAAACUCCCACCCUCUUCCUCUUUCACUGAAGAGACUGACCACACCCAGCACCCAGUCACAAAACACCAGUGACCCCCAAGCACCCUCUGCCUCUUCUUCUUCUUCGUCUGUCACCAGUGUGUUUGCAUCAUCAGCUCAGCCACAGCCUCCUCCUCUAGUGGCCGCACCACAGCGUCGGACCUCAUUCCCACACAUGCAGAACCAGCCUCCACCUCCACCUCCUCCUCUGGUUCUCCCCAGGUUGCCCCAGAACCCCCCGGCCACCCUCCAGAGACUGUCCCUGCACUCGGUCCAGGCUCUGGCCGUGCAGUCGGGGCGGCUGAUGCUGACAGAGCAGGAGCUGCCCGUGGCGGAGACGCUGGUCCGGAUGCCGUACCAGAACCUGCCUCCUCCUCAGACGGUGGCCGUGGACCUGAAGGUGCAUUUGGUCAGACGUGGCGACGCCCCGUCAGUGACUGAAUCUCCGUCAGGACCAACGUGUAAAGAGAAUAGACUGAGCUCGGAGGAGAUGAAGGAAGAACGUUCUCCAGGUCAACAGACGGACAGGAAACCAACACCUCUCACUGUGUCUCCUCAGCAAAAUGGAGCAGCAGGGAUGCGUUCACCUUCCGCCCUGACUCGUGAUUCAGUGACUAGGGCACCACAGGCGGAGGAGCCGUCUCCGCUCACCACCAUGACCAGCAGCAACAACCCUCCACCUCCCUCGUCUCCACUUCCCCCUCCCAUCCUUCCCACUGCAGUAAGAAGCCCCAGUCAGCCUUCCUCUGCCCCCACCAGCCUGCCGGGAAGCCCCGACAGGAUCCUCACCAGCCACGUCCUCACCCACCUCAUAGAGGGCUUCGUCAUCAGGGAGGGCGUGGAGCCGUUCCCGGUGGGUUCAUUCUCGCUCUCAGGAGAUCAGCAGGCUUCACUUCCAGAGUCACAGGAGAUCCACACCAACGGGAACGCAGCAGCAGCAGAGGACAGUCUUCUGGAUGCUGACCAGUCAGAUUCAACAGACUUAGAGAUGGAGAACGAUGGUCCUGCAGCAGAUGUUGCAGAGCUCAGGGAGAGCGUGGCAGCAGUGCUGCUGCAGUGUGAAUACUGUGGGAGCAGAGGUUACGCUCAGACGUUCCUGCGUUCCAAGCGCUUCUGCUCCAUGACGUGUGUAAGAAGGUUCAGUGUGAGCUGCACCAAGCGCAUCACCAUGCUGAAAACAUGCCGCUGGGAUCACAGGCCGAUGGGCAGGAGAGGACGACCCCCGAGCAGAAUCAACAGAGCCUCCAGAGAGCAUUUCCUCAGACAGGCUCAGACUCGGCAGCAGUGUUCUCCGAGGGAAGAAGAGGAGGAGGAGGAGGAGGAGCUGCAAGAAGCACAGGAGGAGGAUGAGGAGGAAGAGGAAGGAGAUGAGCCUCUUGUUCCCAUGAAGACGAGGCUACAGAAGCAGGCUGAGAGGAAGCGAGAGAGCGAGAGCGAGCAGAGGAUCCCGGAGACGAUCAGUGUUGUUUCUGACAGAGACGACGACGCCAGCUGUCCGUCCCAGUGGAAUGUGGAGCAAGUGUUUUCUUACGUCAACUCCUUACCAGGCGGUUCAAGUGUAGCCAAGGAGUUUCGUUCGCAGGAAAUCGACGGCCAGGCUCUGCUGCUGCUCACAGAGGAUCACCUGGUCAGCACCAUGAACUUAAAACUGGGACCUGCUCUGAAACUCUGUGCCCACAUCAACUCCCUGAAAGACACAUAAGCUUUGAAAACAUUCCUACUCACACACCGACAGCGAGUUCAUGUCGCUCUGGACCAGGACGAAGACGAAACCGAAGCGGGGGACGGACGCGUCUCCUCGAACCUGAAGCACCACUCUUCGUCUGACUCAAGGAGCCGCACGGGCCGCAGUUUUCCCCGAGAUCACUGCCAAGGACUUCACUCGUGACGCCGCCAUCUGUUCCCAGCUGUUUCGUCUGUCGCAGCAGACGCGUCUAUCUCACAGCUGAUUAACACAAAGACGAGCUGCUCUUCCUCUCUAUUACCUCUGAUUAUUCCCAUUACUGUGAUUGUCGCAGCUCUCCAUUUGUUUCAAAAUGGUUGGAAAUGUUAUUUGUAUCAUUUGUAAACAGAGAGAAAACAACUUUAAAUUUGCAUUAUUAUUAUUACACAAAGGAGGCUGUGUCAGGGUUUACACGACUGUCCAUUGAUUAUCAGCAAACUGUUGUAUAACAAUUAUCAAAACUACUGAUAACAAUUUUAUUUAUCAUUAUUGUUAUUAUUAUUAUUAUUAUUAUUGUUGUUGUAUUAUUACCACAAUUAAAUUAAAAUAAAUAA
Molecule: messenger RNA, 3591 nt
Organism: Solea solea (common sole)
Lineage: Eukaryota; Metazoa; Chordata; Actinopteri; Pleuronectiformes; Soleidae
Gene: phc3a
Product: polyhomeotic homolog 3 (Drosophila)
Exons: 14
Coding region: 257-3016 (919 amino acids)
Cellular component (GO): PRC1 complex; nucleus
Molecular function (GO): zinc ion binding; protein binding
Source: RefSeq, a predicted model, not a curated record